Molecule: messenger RNA, 1550 nt
Organism: Triticum dicoccoides
Lineage: Eukaryota; Viridiplantae; Streptophyta; Magnoliopsida; Poales; Poaceae
Exons: 1
Coding region: 101-1249 (382 amino acids)
Cellular component (GO): Golgi apparatus
Source: RefSeq, a predicted model, not a curated record
CCUGCAGCACCAGGACCAUGAAGACCAGGAGCAGGAGGAUGCCUCAUCCUGCGACCUCUCCUCCCCGCUGGACUGCGCCGACCCACGCCUCUUCCACCUCAUGAUGCGCAGCGCCAUCGACGCCUUCCCCGCCGUCCAUUUCGCCCGCUUCGGCCGCCCCGUCCCCGGCGACCCGCCCUCCGCUUCCUGCGACAUGGCAUGGCGCGCCCGCACCAACUCCUCCGCCUCCGCCUCCCCCACCGCCACCACCAAGGACUACCGCCGCUUCGCCAUCGCGCGGGACCCCCACACCUGCGCCUAUUCCGUCACCUCCAUCGGCAGUUACCACUCCGGCCCCAACGCCCGCAAGCCUCGGCCCGGCGCCUCCAACGCCACCGCCGCCCCGCCCCCGCCGCCGCUCUCCCGCUCCCAGUUCGCCGCCGCCACCUACCUCUCCUACCACGGCGGAGGCGACCGCUGCAAGCUCAUGCCACACUACAUGCGCAGCCUCCUCUGCGCCCUCGCCGAGGCGCGCUACCUCAACCGCACCCUCGUCCUCGACCUCAGCCUCUGCCUGGCGGCCUCCUACACAGCCGCCGGCAUGCCCGAGGAGGGCAAGCGCCUCGCCUUCUACUUCGACAUCGACCACCUCCGGUCGUCCGUGGUGGACAUCAUCGAGGAAAGACAGUUCUGGGAAGAUUGGGACAGGUGGGGAGCGCAGGGCCAGCUCGGGCUCCGGCUCAUUGAGGACACUAGGGUUGCCCCCACCAAGUUCUCGAAGGCUAAGGACACCCUGAUUGUCAGGAAAUUUGGGGACGUCGAGCCAGGGAAUUACUGGUACCAUGUGUGUGAGGGUGAGGCGGAGCGUGUGCUCCCUCCGCCGCGCCAUGCCAUACGUUUGGCACCAAGUUUGAUGAGCAUUGUUGAUGAUAUCAUCUCAAGUAUGCAACAAGACUUCGAUUCCGUCCAUGUUGGUGGCAGUGUUGAGGACCUCAUCCAGCGAAUCGAGGAUGGUGUUGAUGUAGGAAGGCAAGUGUACAUUGCCGGAGAGGGGAUCAACACGGUCUCCAUGGAGGUGCUUAAGGCAAAGUACAACAACUUGCGUUACCUGGAUGAGUUUCAGAGGCUCUGGAGAAAAGAAAGCAAGUGGUUCUUGGAGAUGAAGAGGCUCAAUGGUGGAGUUCCUGUGAAGUUUGAUGGGUACAUGCGUGAGCUGGUUGACAGGGAGGUCUUCCUCAAGGGCAAGAAGAAGGUCGAGGUGCUCCACUGAUUGCUUCUCCAAGAUAAAAUGUUGGAGAACACGGCAUGCUUUUUCCAAGUGAGUCGUGUAUAGACCGUGUCUGAAUUUUGUUGUCAGGUUUAGGGUAUAGAUGAUCCAGUCAGUACCACUUCGAGAGAAAUUUUCGUAACCAGCAUUCCACCGAUGUAUAGCUCCGUGCUGCUAAGAGUACCUGUUCCGACCAAUUAGUUCCUUAGCACUAAUCACUGCUCAUUUCCUGUAAGGAAUUAUUGUACUAAUCCACAUAUCAUUUUGGCUAUGUAGUUGAAUUCAUGACCUUUUGUUUCUCCAA